Molecule: messenger RNA, 2193 nt
Organism: Klebsormidium nitens
Lineage: Eukaryota; Viridiplantae; Streptophyta; Klebsormidiophyceae; Klebsormidiales; Klebsormidiaceae
Source: the annotation of a GenBank genome assembly
AUGGACGAAGGGGCAAAUGACUCCGAGACGGCGAAGAGGAAGCGUCCAGAUAUCACUCUCCGAAGAGCACUCAGGAAGGACAAGGAGACAUCCGUGGUUCAGACGGGAUGGAAGUUCCUCUGUCAAGAUCUCGGCAUAAGAGAUCGGAUCGAGGAGAUCAUCCCGGAGGUGACUCGCAUCCGAGUCGAGACUUGCCUCCUGCUCAACCUCCACUUCAUCCGCCUUCUGAAUGACGGACGGCCCAUACCCGUCAUCGACCAGAACUUGGUCGGACGUGCUAUGCAGUGUACGUACUCCAAGAAUCCGCAAGCAGACCCAGACCUCCACGAGACAUUCGCCCACCACUACCUCCCCCUCUGCACCAAUCGUCCGAACAACGGCUGCCUCCCUCGUAUCACCAACGUCCUCCUGGACCUCCGCAACCAGCUCCUUAGCAACAUCAAGAAUCAUAUCGCGGUCCUCUUCCAGUCAAGACACAGGGCCUUCAUGAAGCUACUCCUCCGAGAGGCUUCUCCAGAUGUGCCGUUCUUUGGGGACACGGACGAGGAUCUGGAGUCGUGCACCCGGCUGCUGACGACCGCAACGUUGUGGCGUCCGAACGAGAGCGUCCAAGAGCUGCUCCCGGAGUAUCCUCGUAUCGACGGCAGGAUUCCAGAGGCAGCCAUCGAGCACCUGCAGGAUCUCGUGGAGUCCGUCAGGCCGCAGGUCGGGCCGCUGCCGGCAGCACCUCAGAGCAGACCUCACCUCUACAUGCCCUGGAUGAGGAUCAUCAGCGAGGAGUUCUCGGACCGCGUGCUGCGGUCUUUCUCCCUCGUGCCUCACGCCUCCUUCUCUGCACCUUUCAUCGCCAUCACCCCUACCACGUGGCCCGAGCUGCAGCCAAAGAGCGGCAAGAGAAAGGCUCCGGGAGUGCUCCGCGAUGCUUUUCCCUCCAUCGGACGGCUGGAGAGCGGUGGGAAGAGAUUCGCGGACCGGAUCACCACGGAUGGAGUGUCCGCUAGUGUGUACUUCUUGGUGGAGAAGAGGACGCCCUCUCCGCAAGACCGAGCGGUGCAUAUUCACCCCAAGCAGCGCGUGGUGGGGCUGGACCCAGGAAAGCACCCUGACUUCCUCACGGGCAUCGCCGUGACGGGCGACUGGGAUGGCAUCGCGCAUCAGGAGGAGGUCAUCGGCCUGGGAACCCGGGAUUUCUACCACCGAGCAGGAUUCGAGAAGCGGACGUCCCUCAUGCACUCCUGGAUGUCCAGAGACCUGGACGUGGCAGCCUUCAACAAAGAUGCUCCUCCCGGGAACACCGUGAGCCUGGAGGAGUUCGGGAAGAGGGUGAGCUUCGUUAUGGCGAGCUUGUACGACCUGGUACGCUUUCAUACAGCGAGGAGGGUCCGAAAGCUGAGGCGGAGAGUGACGAUCAAGAGACAGAUCGAGGUGGACAGAGCGUGCAAGAGGAUCACGGCAGGGAAGAAGACCGUGGUGGCUUUCGGGGCCGCAGAGGUGUGGGCGGGCAGGACCAAGAGGCAGUGUGGGCCAUGCGAGUCGGUGAAGAGACGACUCAGCAGCCAUCACGGGGCGACGGUGGUCAUGAUAGACGAGUUCAGGACGAGCCAGGUGUGCAGCACGUGCCACUCGGACGUAGGGAAAUUCGCCGUGCUGAAGAGGCAGCGGGUGAUGGAGGAUGGACUCCCGACGGUGACCGAAGGAGGGCGUCGUGAGGACGAGGACGAGGAAGGAGGAGGGAGGACGAGCUACAAGACGUGCCACAACAAGCAUCUCCCCGGCGCCCUCUCUCAGCUGGCGGAUACCACCGGCAUGUACAGCGACGGUCUAUUGGACUUUCUAAACGGACCCACGGCCGCUCAGAUCAAGAAAUUCUUCAUAGUGCUACGCAUAGUGGCCACGGCCGCACUGCUCUACUACGCCUACUGGUUUAGCAACAAGUUGAGGUCGAUUUCCCUCGAGAGGCAGUAUGAAUCGGAGGAGAGGAGGCAGACGGAGGUGGCGAGGGCUCUCGCGGAAAACACCCUCUGGUUGGGGUCUCAGAGAGGGGUUAUCCCCCUCAUCUGGGACAUAUGGAUGACGCUCCUCUUCACCUUUGUAAUCGUAUAUGGCGUGAAGCAAGUGCUGGAGAAGCGCCUCGGCGAGUAUGUCAUGCGGCAGAUCGCCGAACAGGCCGCCGCCGUGCUCAAGAAGAAGUGA